AUGAAUUCAUUCAUUGGCAGACGAAGAAGGUUGGGACAAAAAUCAGUGGAAUCUAAGAGUUCGCUACCAGGAGCAUGUUCCAGAACGAAAAACAAGGCAAAAGCAAAUAAAUAUACGGAAGAAACCCCUGACACUGGAUCACUAGAAGAACAAGAACUGACAGUGACUAGCUCUUCAGAUGGUGGUUAUUACAACAUCGCAUCUGUCAAUUCCUGCAUUCGCGUUGAGGAUCUUCAGAGGAUAAUUGCGGAAAAGAAUCGUAAAGAAAACACCAUAUUCGCUGCAGAAUAUAAGAGAUUACCAACAGGAAACAGUGAGAUUUGUGGAACAGCGCAGAGACCUGAGAAUGUGUCAAAGAAUCGCUUCAAAACAAUCUUUCCUUAUGAACACUCGAGAGUCGUCCUGGAAGAGAAAUGGAAUCCGUCUGACAACGACUACAUCAAUGCAAACUAUAUAAAGGAUAAUGACGGGAACGCACGAUUUAUAGCUGCACAGGGUCCUAAAAAGACUACAAUUAAAGAUUUCUGGAAAAUGAUGUGGCAGGGAAAUAUCAAAACGGUUGUGAUGCUGACAAAUAUUGUUGAAAACGGAAAGAAUAAAUGUAGCAGAUACUGGCCAGAUAAAGACCAGUCCCUUUGUAUCGGUCCGUGUACAGUAACUCUGUCCGAGGAAGUUGUUUACUCUUUCUAUGUUGUUCGAAGACUCUGUGUUCAGAACAAGGAGGCCAUUCGUAAGCGCACCAUUACACAGUAUCACUACACAGCCUGGCCUGACCAUGGGACCCCAGAAGAAAUCAGUAUCAUUCAAUUUCACAGAGCUGUGCUAAAAACACACCAGCGAAGGUCACCGUUACUCGUCCAUUGCAGUGCCGGUGUUGGAAGGACGGGGACAUUCAUUGCAUUAGACACGCUGCUGGAAGAAGGACGGAGAUCUGGAGAAGUUAACGUGUUGGAGUUUGUGAAAUCGAUGAGGGAGGACCGCAUGACUAUGGUUCAAACAGUUGAACAAUACGUCUUUCUGCACAAAGCUUUGUUGGACGGGUUACAGGGAUCCUGCGCUGCGAUAUCAGAGAGUGAUUUCCAACUCAAAGCCAAGGACAUGCUGGAAGAGACCUCCCCUCUAAAUCAAAGACAAGUGUACUGUGAAUUUAAGAAAUUAUUGACACUAAAGCCUGUCUAUGACGAUGAGGAGAAAGAAGAUUCUAAAACACCUGAAAACCUAACGAAAAACGUAUCCGUUGACAUCUUACCCGUUUCAAAGCAUCGUCCCUAUCUAGCAACGUAUGUAAAGGGCCGGAACGACUACAUCAAUGCUGUGAUAGUUCCAUCCUUCACAAACCCCAUGGGAUUCAUAAUUACCCAGAAGCCUCUUGUGGACACGGAAGUGGACCUGUGGCGGAUGUGCAUGGACCACGAUACUGACGGAAUAGUGGUUCUCAAUGAUAAAGACGAGGAGAAUAUAUGGGUCCCGUCUAAAGGGUCAUCCCGGACUGUACCGCCAUUCAACAUUACAGCAAAGAACACAGAGAGCACGACGAAUGGCGUGAUACAAGGUGUCAUUGGAGUGUCUGAUCAAGAUCGUCACAAGUUGAUAGACAUAUCUCAGCUUCCUGCCAAUGACGACGAAUCAAUUCUGAAAGGAAUAGAACUGUUACUGGAGAAAACAAAAUCAUCAACAUACAGAACGACCGUGAUAAGCAAAGAUGGCGCAGGUGCCGCUGGAAUAUUUUGUGCUCUUCAUAAUGCAGUUCAAGAAUUAAGGAUGGAUGGGGAAAUAAAUCUGUUCACUAUUGUGAGACAGAUCCAUAGCAGAAGACCGGAAGUUAUUGGGAAGCUGGAUGAGUACAGGCGUUGCUACGGCCUGUUGAUGACGUUGUUGGAAACUCAAGGAAUAUAUGCAAAUUUAUAGUUCAGUACGAGGCCGCCUCUGUUGCUGUCAGAAAUUCUCUUCAAUUUUUUCAUCUACGUCUUUAUCGAUGGUGUGCCUUUAAAUUUUCCUAGACCAUUUGUGUUUUCGAUUUCCCUCGGGAGUUCAAGCUACAUAUUCUCGUGUUGUUGUGACGUUUUUAUCUAGAAAUAUAGGCUAUCCACUUUCGUUGUCGUAUUUGGAUAGCUUUUCACAAAUGCUUACAUUUUAGUUUUUGCUAUAUGUAAUUCAAAUAUCCGCACCUUUCAAAAAUGCACGUUCUUGUAAAUAUAUAUUUUAUCAUGUUUGAACAUUUUGAAAUUCCCGAUAUGAAUGAGGAAGCAAUACUUUUUAUUUGUCCUUUUGUCUGUACGUUAAUCAACUGUGAAAUAGGUCAAGCAUUUUAUAAUUGAUGACGGUUGAGGCCAAUGGUGCAGCUGUGAGUUUGUGAUCGAAAGGACCAACACUAUUUAGAAAAGUCACAUUCGGCAAAACUGAAUUUGGUGUGGUUUAGUGGCAUAUUUCAAUGUGUAGGAUAAAAUGACACAUGUUACUUCUAAAUAAACAUGAAGAUAAAUACACCACAAAAUUUCAUUCCAAAGAAACCGGUUUGAUAAUUGAAUUUUGUAUAGAAUGUUUAUGCUAAUUGUUGGUUAUCUAUUUGUGUUAUGUUCUAUCGAAAACGUGUCGAUGCUAUCGAGACGUCACCUGAUGACCAUUUCAACCUAUACCUGGCACUAAGGAUCGUAGCAGUGAAGAUUUAUCAAUGUGUUAACAUCUGCGGCUAUCUGCAAACUCGGAUUUGAAGGUCAAAUAUUUGCGACAGCCGAGCGUUUUGCGAAAGAGCGAUCAUUACCUAUUUUUAGGUGGAUGCUGUUUUGCAUUAGCGGGACUCAAAGUCAGGACCUAAUUGAAAAACACACUGCGACCGUUUGGGAUGUUUCCUGUAAUAUAAUGUUUGUGUUCACCGUUACUCAAUCAUCAGUUUGUAAAACGUGUCAGAAUCUCCUAUCAUCUGUUUACAUAAUUCAAUAUAUUUUUAGUGAAUAAUAAGUACUUCACUGUUCGAAUACCAAGUUGAGUUAAUUCAUCACUGCUGUCCAUGUUAUGAUGAUGGAAUAUUUUGGAGAAUCUAAUUAACAUCAGCAAACACGGGUUAUCACUUCUAAACGCUCGUCGCCAUGUUCCUGCCGCCCCUUCGCAUAGUAUAAUUAUAUGGUGUUUAAGUUUUCGGUGGACAAUGGACUUUUUUUGUUUUUUUAUAUCGUUCUGAGAUGUCUUUUCAUUCCUUUUGUAAUCAAUCAAUGUGUUUCCUGACAUAUAUUCAUAAUGGAAACUUUAACUAUAUGUAAGUCAAAACCCUCACUUUAGUUGGAUGUGUAUAAUAAUUCGAAUAAACGACUAUUCCUAUGCAU
Molecule: messenger RNA, 3320 nt
Organism: Ostrea edulis (European flat oyster)
Lineage: Eukaryota; Metazoa; Mollusca; Bivalvia; Ostreida; Ostreidae
Product: receptor-type tyrosine-protein phosphatase mu-like
Exons: 17
Coding region: 1-1908 (635 amino acids)
Biological process (GO): protein dephosphorylation
Molecular function (GO): protein tyrosine phosphatase activity
Source: RefSeq, a predicted model, not a curated record